AUGAAGCAACCUUCCAUGGUCAAUUCUUGUUCAAAUUCGAGAAUAUUUCGUUUUGUUUUCUUUCUCAUAUCCUUUUGUAUCUUCUUCGUGACGACGACGCAUGCCCAAGUAGUCCACCGACGGCUCUGGCCGUGGCCAUCAAGGCCUUGGCCAUUUCCAGGGUUCCAGCCACAACCGUGGCCGUUGGACCCACCACAACCUCGCCCACCACCAGGCCCAUCACCAAAGCCUGGUCCACCACCUGCCCCAUCUCCAUGCCCACCAACACCACCUAAGCCUCAGCCAAAGCCUCCACCACCCCCUGGUCCAUCUCCAUGCCCACCAACACCACCUAAGCCUCAACCAAAGCCACCACCAGCCCCUGGUCCGUCUCCAUGCCCACCGCAACCACCAAAAGCCUUCAACCAAACCACACCAGCCCCUGCUCCAUCUCCAAAGCCAGACCCAAAACCAUCACCUAAGCCACCUGGGCCAGCUCCUAAACCACCUGCCCCAUCGCCAAAACCAUCACCACCUAAGCCACCUGGCCCAUCACCACCUAAGCCAGAAAACAAAACCAUAUCGGCCGUGUUUUUCUUUGGGGAUUCGAUCUUUGACACAGGAAAUAACAACAAUCUAGAUACAAAGGUAAAGAGUAAUUAUCGUCCCUAUGGUAUGGAUUUUCCUAUGGGAGUUGCCACCGGUAGAUUCAGCAACGGAAAGGUCGCUUCCGAUUAUAUAUCCAAAUAUUUGGGAGUAAAAGAAAUUGUACCGGCAUAUUUAGACAAGAAACUACAACAAAACGAGCUACAACAAAGCGAUCUUCUAACUGGCGUGUCUUUUGCUUCGGGUGGUGCUGGCUACAAUCCUGAAACAUCUGAAGAACUGGAGGUAAUACCAAUGUUGGAUCAAUUGACAUAUUUCCAAGACUACAAAGAGAGACUGAAGAAGUUAGUAGGACAAAAGAAGACCGAUCAAAUAGUAGCCAAAGGAGUAGCCAUUGUGGUCGCAGGAGGCAAUGAUCUAAUUAAUACAUAUUUUGGAAGUGGUGCUCAACGCCUCAAAAAUGACGUCGACUCAUACACCACUAUCAUGGCUGAUUCUGCCGCCAGUUUCGUUCUGCAAUUGUAUGGAUAUGGAGCAAGACGUAUAGGAGUUAUCGGAACACCACCACUUGGAUGUACACCAUCACAAAGAGUUAAAAAGGAAAAAAAAUGUAAUGAAGAACUAAAUUAUGCUGCUCAGCUUUUCAAUUCUAAACUCCUCAUUAUUAUGGGUCAACUGUCAAGAACUCUACCAAAUUCCACACUGGUUUAUAUGGACAUCUACUCUAUCUUCAGUCAGAUCCUAGAAAGCCCAGCGGAUUAUGGGUUUGAGGAGAUAAAGAAACCAUGUUGCAAAGUCAGAUCAUUGGGAGGAGGUGUAUUUUGCAAAAAGUCAACAUCAAAAAUAUGUCCCAAUACAUCGUCUUAUGUGUUUUGGGACGGUGCCCAUCCCACUCAAAGAGCUUAUGAAACCUUAAACAAAAUACUUGUAAAAGAAUACCUACGUUUUAUCUGA
Molecule: messenger RNA, 1539 nt
Organism: Eutrema salsugineum
Lineage: Eukaryota; Viridiplantae; Streptophyta; Magnoliopsida; Brassicales; Brassicaceae
Product: anther-specific proline-rich protein APG
Biological process (GO): lipid metabolic process
Cellular component (GO): extracellular region
Molecular function (GO): lipase activity
Source: RefSeq, a predicted model, not a curated record